Messenger RNA from Colias croceus (clouded yellow), 669 nucleotides. Its product is annotated as UPF0587 protein GA18326. NCBI's taxonomy places the organism in Eukaryota, Metazoa, Arthropoda, Insecta, Lepidoptera, Pieridae. Gene Ontology annotation, molecular function: zinc ion binding. Bases 120 to 605 code for a protein of 161 amino acids. The transcript is spliced from 3 exons. The record is from RefSeq and is a predicted model, not a curated record.
AGUUAUCACUUGUCUAGGCUCAAGCUGUUUGCUGUACUUGUAAAUUGUUGUUAUUCUCGAACUUUUCUUCAGUGAGAAAAAUAAAUUGACCCUUGAAAGUAUAUCAGAAAAGCAUAGAAAUGGUAAAAAUAGCUCUGCAAAUCAAAGCGUCCUUAGAAUGCAUAGAAAAAUUAUACACAAACCAUCCUUAUUACCAAUGGUUCUUGAAAUUAAAGUGUGGAAGUUGUGGCGAGGUUACCGACAAGUUUCACGAUCUUACUGAAGCUGAAAAAGUUCCGCAGAAACACAAUAGGUCUGAGACAAACUUGCUUAUUAAAUGUAAACUAUGUUCGAGGGAGAAUAACAUUGAUGUGAUCGAAGGAAGCAAUGGUGUACUAACAAGUGAUGAUGGAAACAAAUUUAAGACAUUAGUUAUAUUUGACUGCCGAGGAGUGGAACCUGUAGAUUUUGAGCCAAAGUCAGGAUGGAUUGCUGAAUCAGAAAAUGAUGGUAAAAAAUUUGAAGAUGUCGACUUGUCAGAAAAAGAAUGGGCCGACUAUGACGAGAAAAAUCAGACUUCCGUUGGAGUGUAUGAGCUAGAGUGGCAAUUUAUUAAAGUCAAGUAAAAUUUACUUUAAGUAUCAUAAUCGUUUAUGCAUUUGUUAUUUAAUAAAUAUUUUUUUUUAUUAU